Chelonia mydas (Green sea turtle) is the source of this 1152-nucleotide messenger RNA. It is a transcript of the gene DNALI1, whose product is annotated as dynein axonemal light intermediate chain 1. NCBI's taxonomy places the organism in Eukaryota, Metazoa, Chordata, Testudines, Cheloniidae. The transcript has 6 exons. Bases 59 to 829 code for a protein of 256 amino acids. The record is from RefSeq and is a predicted model, not a curated record. Gene Ontology annotation, cellular component: filopodium; axoneme. Gene Ontology annotation, molecular function: dynein heavy chain binding.
GUUGUUGCCAUGGUGACGGUACACCGCUCACGGGGAGAGUGCGGGCCCCCGAGCCGCCAUGAUCCCCCCGGCGGACUCGCUGCUCCGCUACGAGACCCCGGUGCUGGUGAGCCGCAACCCGGAGAAGCGCUCCCCGAAGGCGCGUUCUUUGAAAGUGAGUCCUCAGCAGCCUGUGUCAACAGGACCUGUGCCACCUCCUCCAAAACCCAAGACAACUCCUACAUCUGUAGAUCCAACAAAACAAGCAGAAGAAAUCUUAAACGCAAUCCUGCCACCAAGAGAAUGGGUGGAAGACAAUCAGCUAUGGAUUCAGCAGGUGUCCACCACUCCCAGUACCCGAAUGGAUGUAGUUCAUCUGCAGGAAGAGCUGGAUCUCAAACUACAGCAAAGACAGGCUCGAGAAACUGGGAUUUGUCCUGUCCGCAGGGAACUCUACUCACAAUGCUUUGAUGAACUUAUCCGUGAGGUUACGAUUAACUGUGCAGAGCGGGGACUGUUGCUGCUUCGAGUCAGAGAUGAAAUCCGAAUGACCAUCGCUGCCUAUCAGACACUGUAUGAGAGCAGUGUUGCCUUUGGUAUGAGGAAGGCAUUACAGGCUGAGCAGGGCAAAUCUGACAUGGAAAAGAGAAUUGCAGAAUUAGAAGAUGAAAAGCGAGAGUUGGAAAGACAAGUGAAUGAGCAGAAAGCUAAAUGCGAAGCUAUUGAAAAACGUGAAAGUGAAAGGCGGCAGGUAGAGGAGAAGAAACAUGGUGAAGAGGUGCAGUUCUUGAAACGAACUAAUCAGCAGUUGAAGGCCCAACUUGAAGGCAUCAUUGCACCAAAGAAGUAGAUUUCCUUGUGGGGCCCUGCAGGAAGAACUCAUGAAAUCUUUCUCUCAGCAAGGCCGUUGUGGUUAGUGACCCAGGUCUGUCUCCUUCAUAAAGUGAUCCUGAUUUCCACACUUAAAGUAACUAGAAACAUUGCAGUUGUAUUCCUUCUCCCCUUCCCUAGUCUAAUAGAUUAAAAUGUUUUGCUAAUUACUGUGACCUCAUUUUCAGUGACUUUUCAGCAUCCAGCUCUUUGUAUGCUGAACAUGUCUGGGAUUUGCCUCUGUGAUUCUCUAACCUAUCACUGUUAAGGUCAUACUAUUUUUAAUAAACUUUUUUUACAUUA